AUGCGGGCCGCCUGGGUGCUGCUGGCGGCGCUGGCCGCCCUGUCCGCCUACUACGUGUACCUGCCGCUGCCCGGCACCGUGUCGGACCCCUGGAAGCUGAUGCUGCUGGAUGCCACCUUCCGGGCAGUGCAGCAGACGUGUCACCUGAUUCACUAUCUGAGACUCAGCCAUCACUUGAUAGUUCUGAAUUAUUUGAUUUGUACCUUUGACAAGCUGAAGUCUGUCUCCUCCGAAGACAUUAACAUCACGGAUGCUGUUUUUGACGGUGUGGAAGUCAGAGUGUUUGAACCUCCUGCGAAGCGAGAUGAAAGACUCAAGCGCAGCGUUGUUUACAUCCACGGAGGAGGCUGGGCUUUGGCAAGUGCAAGAACAAGCCUUUAUAACAAUCUCUGCAGAAUCAUGGCUGAAUCUCUCAACGCUGUCGUUGUCUCAGUUGAAUACAGGCUGGUACCAGAGGUGUGCUUCCCCGAGCAAUUCCAUGAUGCUCUCCGUGCUACUAAGCAUUUUUUGCAGCCUGAUGUCUUAGCUGAGUAUUCGGUUGACCCAAGUCGAAUUGCAAUUUCUGGAGAUAGUGCAGGAGGAAAUUUGGCAGCUGCUGUGUGUCAGCAGCUUAGCAAAGAUGAGCAUUUGACCAUCAGACCGAAACUGCAGGCCUUAAUUUAUCCAGUCCUUCAGGCAUUUGACUUCAACACACCUUCUUAUCAGCAGAACAUGAAUAUGCCCAUUCUUCCUCGUUAUGUCAUGAUCAACUAUUGGAUAGAUUAUUUCAAUGGUAAUUAUGACUUGGCUCACUCACUGCUGAUUAACAACCACACUGCUCUUGAUGUUGGCCAAGCUCUCUCUUUCAGAGGACGUCUGAACUGGACAUCUCUACUGCCUUCAUCAUUCAAAAAGAACUACAAGCCUGUAGUACAAACCACAGGCAAGGCUGAAAUCAUCCAGGAGAUCCCAGCGCUGCUUGAUGUACGAGCGGUCCCACUCCUUGCAGAAAACGAAACACUGCAGCUGCAGCCAAAGUCUUACAUCCUGACCUGUGAGAAUGAUGUCCUGCGAGAUGACGGGGUGAUGUACGCCAAGCGCUUGGAGAACGCCGGCGUGGAAGUCACGCUCGAUCACUUCGAUGACUGCUUUCAUGGCUGUAUGAUAUUCACCAUUUGGCCUACUGAUUUCUCUGCAGGCAUUCAGACCAGGAACAGCUAUAUAAAAUGGCUGGAUGAAAACCUCUGAAGAAAAAGUCUCCCUAGAAGACACAGGGUGAGCAACUCUGGUGUCUGUUCCGGCUAAAGAGCGAACAAUGAAGAAGUGCACUUUUCCAAAUUCAGACUUUAUCCAUUCAGCUGCAGCUGCUGGGGGUUACAGACCACCAACUACAGCAUUCACUAGCUCCAUUGGCCUUGCCCAGCAAAGUAUUUUGAGAAAUGCUUUUUCAAACUUUGAUUUUUUUCCCCUUCUUUCAGAUGACAAUUGCCAAACAUAAGCAAAUGUUGAGCAGGGAGAUCAGCAUUCCUGUAGCAUUCUUAACUGGCUGCAACUUUCAGGCUUUGACUCUUAACUGGGCGCAAAGGCCGGAAUUUUCAAAUGAUGGGAGGUAAAGCCAACACCUACAUCUACAUCUGAAUAUGUAAAAAUGGGAGCUUGUUUUCAACAAUGGUGAGCACUUGAUGUCAAAGUGUGAGCACUCACACCUUUGACAGCGGAGCCAUGCAUUUGAAUGUCAAGCAUGGAUUUAGGUGUUGGCUGUUAGGCACAUAGACAAAAGUCUCGUUUAAAUUUUCUAAAAAAAAAAAGCUCUUCUAGGCAGUUAAGAUGAUGCUAGACAAAUCUCCUAGCCAAACAUGUCAUUCAGCUUUGGAAUUUGGUCCUUAUUGCCUUUUAGUUAUUUACAUUUUAUAAAAGCACAGAACUAAAUAUAUUUUCAAUAAAAAGUAUUACAGCAUACAUACAAAUACAUAGGAUAAAAUACUAUGUGUAGCAGCAGAAUCCAGGUUGUUUAUGUGAGUGAGCUUCAAAAGCUGACUACUUAUUUGGCUAAAGAAUGUGAUUUCGUCUGAGUUUAAAGCCUCAGCUUCAUGACCUCCUUACAGAAAAUACUGAGCGUACUAAAAAAAUCUACUGUGUGGUUUGCACUAAUGUUUGUAAUAAUAGUAGUUUUUGUUCAUGGACUUCUCUUUUGUGCUUGUAGUGUUUAUUAUGUUUCAUGCUUCCAGAAAGGAGGAAAGCAAGUAAAUAGAUUUAAAUCUGAGCUUUGCAGCUAAACUUUGUCUGUCUUGUAGACUGAUCCAAAGCGCUAGGUAAGAUGAUCUCAGUAUUGUGCAGGAAGACUCUACAGUUUGAGCCAGUCUGUAAAAUUCAGAGAGGCAGGACAGGGAAGUGAAACCACUUGUGACAGUGUGUAUUGUCCAGGAUGCUUACUGCUUGCAGAGAUGAAGGUUGUGUCAAAAGCCCAGUGUUUCUAGGCAAAGAGGUGAGAAUGGCUGCCCCGUGACUAAACUAGUGGAUUAAAUUCAUCCUCAGCUUUACCACAGACUUCCUGUGGGACCCCCAGGAGAACAACUUAAUCUCCUUAUGCCUCACUUUCUUCUUCUGCAAGAGAGGGAGCAGUGAUUUCCUACCUCACAAAGGAGCUGUGAAGCUGAAUCCACAGGCGUUGGUGAAGCACACGGAUGUGACGGUGACUGGCAGGCACUGAACAAGAUCCCAUAGCUUUUGACUUUCCAUCCUUCUCUAAUAGGUGGCUCCGAGCAGCCUGCCCCAGCUAGGCUGCGGGUCCUCCUGGGCAGUCAGCUCAUCUCUGUCCCGGCUCCUGUCAAAGUACCGUAAGGUGAGGCUUCUUGGCCGUCGGGAGAUCAUGACAAAGGCAAUUUCAUGAGAGCGCUCCUUACAGCAAGAUUCUGAAAAGUUCUUCAAAAAAAAAAAAAAAAAGGCACUGGUAGAUCAAACUGCCUUCUGUCAUUUAAAAUAUACACAGACCAGUCCACUUCCCCUGGUAUUUAAAUUAAAUAGGAGAAUGGCUUUGCUGAAUCAUUGCUUCCUAGAAACACCAGGUCGUUAAAGUGGUUGUAUGUAUUAAGAAAAGCUAUUAAUGAGACGAGGCCUCAAUGUAGGCUCAGUCAUGCAGGCUGAAACUCAUUUCUGGGCAUAGGUUCACACGGAGGUCCAAGCCAAAGCUUUUUCAACAGUGGCUUAGAGUCUUCUUCCAUUUAGAUCAUUAGAAAGACUUGGUGGAAUUAGAGCGACCCAGUGACAAUCUGAAUCAGAAUAAAUUUUGGUCAGGAUAUCCAAUUAACACUGCAGAAGAAUUCAAACUUUUUCUGGAUUUAAACCCUCUUUCCUCCCUUCCUCUGUAAACACAACUUCAGUAGAUAUAUUUUACACUUAAAACAGAUAGCAACCAAAAUUAUGUCCAUUCAAAAGACAAAUUACUACUCCACUCCAGAGUCCUUUCCACUGUAUGGAGACAGCUCCAUUUAGCUGACUUUAAACUGACAUAAAGAGUUAAAAAAACAUUGUUACACUGAGGUGUAACAACAGGCUUCUUACUGGCUUUCCCACUUAAAGAGUAAACCCAUGUCAGAAAAGAAGUAAUUUAUAUCCUCCUGCAGUCAUUGAAAGAUAGCAGUAACUGUCGUACUGGAAAAAAAGUGGUUAAUAUUCCUAUAAAUUCUAUAAUAAUUAAGUUUGCCUGAGAGCUGUCUGCAAAGCUUUAGAUCAGCAUUUGUUUAUAGCUAAGUUAUAAAUAUCUGCUAUGAAGCUAUAAUAUAAUUACUGCUCUUGUUUUUUUUUAACUGAAAUGAAAUGGAGAGCUGGAAUAUAUAUUCCUGGAGUCGGUUGUAAAUUUCCUUCAUGCACUGAAGCACAUUAAAGUCUUGGCACAAGAAUGGUAGUAAGUAUGUAACUGGACUGAAUGUGUUUACUAAGUAAGUCAAUCACCAGCUUGAUGCAACAUCCAAGAUCGCAGCACAACUUGGAUGAGAAGUUACAAUAUUAACUAGUUCUGUCAAAAUACCUUGACUAGUUUUAUCAUGCAGCUGUAUGGUUUAGGUACACGGUAGCUGCAAAGAUAUGUGAUGGAUCUUAUAACAUAUAAAAAGAGGUCUGAGUUCCAGCCUUAAAAAGACCUUUUAGUAUAUAGCCGCACAAGACACUUGAUUAAAAUUCAAUGUAAACUUUGAAGUAAGUGUUAGUCCAAACUCAGCUUUCCUCCUGGUUUGCUUUGUUCUCCUUUGCACACAGCCCCGUGCCUGAAGUUCAAAGUUUAGGGUUGUUUCCAGCUGAGCUGCUGCAAGCUCCUAAAACCGAGCACUAACUCAGCUGAGAGCUCAAGCGGGGCUGGCAGGCAUGGUUACAGAAAGCUGGUGCCUGCUAGCAAGAGAUUAAGAUUAAUGCAUGUUACAACACCUCAAUUCGUUCCUGUGUUUAGUCCUACACCUCCUCAAGUGUUUCCUCGGGCAGACCCAGCGCCUUCAUUCCUUGGUUAUUUCAAAAGCAGUUUAGGGCACUUUGCACAUUGUAGGAUCAGAUCAAGUAUUUGUAACAAUACUUCAUGAGUCCAUAGUAAAAAGUCAGUCUUCUAAAAGAAGAUACUUAAUAAUAAAUUAAUACUCAUUAAAUCAAUGAGUACGGCUAGCUACUUUUUGAAGAUAGCUUUCCCGCCCCCCCACUACAAUUAGACACUAUCUAUCCAUUGCAAGAAUAUCUUCCUAAUGACCAUCAAAGCAUUCAAAUGUAAGCUUUAAACAAAAAAGCUCAUAGAACCUGUAGUCAUUUGCAUCCUGCUUUCAUGGACCUGGGAACUGUAUUAGCAGAUCCCUGGUAUUUUGGCCAGUAUUUACAGGAAUAAAUGGAGGUUUUGUUUGCUUCGCUUAGGACCUCUUAAAGGAUGGGUGUUGAGCAUUUCUGGAAACCCAGACCAAUUUAAAGGUGUUUCAUGGGGCAUAAAAAUCACAAAUAACUUGAAUUUCCUAACCUUCAUCUAAGUAACUCCAAAAUUGCAUCCCUAGCCAAAGCAGAAAGCCCACUGUGGGUUUGAGUCCUGCAAACUAAAAAGAAAUGCUUUAUCUUCAAAACAUUGUUUUGUAGUGUUUGGGCCUCUAUACUUUUUAAGUAGGUGCAUCAUGGGUAUAUUUUUUAAUCUCUUACUAAACUUUAUUAGAAAUUUUUUCAAGUAAACAUAUUAGAAGUAGGCUAACCUGUCUUGAACCUUUUAAGCUGCUAUGAUCUGUAACAAUGAUGUUGUUAAAAAAACCAAAACCGGCUGGUUUAAUGUUCUCUUAUUUAUGAUGUUCAAAACCCCAAAGUACAACAUCCUUGAUGUGAGAGCAUUCAAUAUCUUAUGCAUGACCAUUUUUUGCUUCUUUCCCAGUGCAGGGGAAAGGUCUUGUAAGAUCUAAUUAGCAACUGUGAUUGAAAUGUGCUAUCAAACUGAAGAACAAAUAAAUAAAGUGAAAUAUA
This is a messenger RNA of Gavia stellata (red-throated loon), 5451 nucleotides long. It is a transcript of the gene NCEH1, whose product is annotated as neutral cholesterol ester hydrolase 1. The record is from RefSeq and is a predicted model, not a curated record. Gene Ontology annotation, cellular component: membrane. Gene Ontology annotation, molecular function: carboxylic ester hydrolase activity. The coding region runs from base 1 to 1227 and encodes 408 amino acids. Lineage: Eukaryota; Metazoa; Chordata; Aves; Gaviiformes; Gaviidae. The transcript has 5 exons.